Messenger RNA from Pecten maximus, 1502 nucleotides. Its product is annotated as bypass of stop codon protein 1-like. The transcript is spliced from 4 exons. The coding region runs from base 414 to 1325 and encodes 303 amino acids. The record is from RefSeq and is a predicted model, not a curated record. Lineage: Eukaryota; Metazoa; Mollusca; Bivalvia; Pectinida; Pectinidae.
GAUGAUGAUGAUUUGAUGGUGAUGAUAAGGAUGAGGAAGAUGAUGAUAUGAUGAGGAUGAAGAUGAGUGUGAGUAGUGAGGAUAAUUGUUAAAAGAUUAUGGCAGUAGUGUACAUGUGCAGGUGAUAUAUUAAAAUUAUUGACUGUUAAUGAUAUAUGUGUUCUGGAAAAUAAAAAAAUUAUAUAAAAAAAAACAAAGUGCAGUCUAAAUAUGUUAAGUAUUAAUGGUGUUGAAAUAUUUAGUCCAAAUAAAAAUCUAUACGUUAAUGAUAAAUAUGUCAUAAGUUGCAUUAAAUAAACCUCAGUGCUUCAAAAUGGCUCACUUUGUAUCUAUAGUCCUAACCUUGUAGAGGUGUAUUUAUUAUCAUUGAACAAUGGCUUGUUUUGGUGAUUGUUUUAGUAAGUCUACUUGUUAUGACUGUAGAUACUGGGUAUUUGAAGGAGUAUAUAGGAAUGGCAAAGCUAACAACAGAUGUCCUGACGUACGUGAAAACUGUUAAUGCCACGUCGCCUGAGGAUUGUAAACAUCUGUGUUAUAGCUAUGAACGCUAUCACUGCGAGUUCGACUCUUCAAGUUCUACUUGCACCACAUCGGAGCGUGAUAUGACAGUUUUCCCUAUUGAGUUCAACCUUACCUAUGUUGGCAUCGAAACCAUUUCAUAUGUGAAAAGCCAAGAUAACCCAAUUGUCAUAACAACGGUUGCUGUCCCAAAUGUUACUUAUAACCACACAGAUUUGCCUUGCUACACUGAUCCUGUGCAGACAACAGCAUCAACAGUGGCAACAACAGAAAUCGCAAUAUCACCACCUGCAGCAACAUCAACUAUAGCAACAACAACUGCAGUAGCAGUAUCAACAGCAGUAAAAACAACAACGUCAGCAGUAUCAACAACAACAACAACAACAACAACAACAACAGUCACACCGGCAGCAGACGUAUCAGCAACAACUACAGCAGACUUCCCCUCCUCCGUGACAGUAAGCAAUACAUUAUACCUCAGUCCAGAACAGGUACAACAACUUGUCGUCGAAAUAAAACAGGAGAACACGGUUGAUGUCAAAACUCUUUCAUCGUAUCGGAAUAAAUUUAUAAGUGUCCGGGAUAACCGACCUUCGUCAAAAACUAUUGGAUAUGUUGGCGUAAUAUGUAUAAGUCUGUUGGUAGGUCUUUUAGUGGUUUCAGAUGUACCUAAAUUUAUAAAUGACAGUAAGUCUUUACACAACAUUCAAGCAAUAAACAAUGUAAAAUAUAAAAAGAAAUUCUUCUUUAAAAAGUCAAAAUUGAAGAACAGACUAAUGUUGAACUUGCGACGUAAUUCCAUUUAGUCGUGGAGAAACUACGGUUCAUUACAAAUCUUCAAUGUAAGAAUAUGAUGUUGUUGACUCGUGUGAUAGGGUACGGAAAGGAUCAACAGUGCUCAGUGAACGUUACUGUUAAGUAUCAGGAUGAUAUUAAAAUGUGUUGUGCUUUGACCAAAGUCUUUUGUGUUUGUUAUAAUGCUG